Paramormyrops kingsleyae is the source of this 4168-nucleotide messenger RNA. RefSeq names its product rab effector MyRIP-like. Gene Ontology annotation, molecular function: actin binding; small GTPase binding; myosin binding. The record is from RefSeq and is a predicted model, not a curated record. NCBI's taxonomy places the organism in Eukaryota, Metazoa, Chordata, Actinopteri, Osteoglossiformes, Mormyridae. Gene Ontology annotation, biological process: intracellular protein transport. Gene Ontology annotation, cellular component: cortical actin cytoskeleton.
GGAUUGUGUGGUGGGAAAAUGACGGAAGAUGCUAUAGCGACCCGAGGAAGACGGACACAAAUCCUUUAACGCACCCCCUCCAUCUUUGACCGGAGGAGGUGGGGUAGAGGCGAUCGCAUCUAGGUCUUUACGGGAGGGGGUCAGUGUACAAUACAGCACCUUUAUUCCGACAGCAGGCGCAUACGUACCCGACACACCUGAUCACUACUGCCCUGUGAUUGGAGGACCCGACUUAUCCCCCGCUCGCGAUUGGACAAGCUGACCGACCUUUGCCCUGUGAUUGGAGGACCCGACCUGGGGGCGUACCCCUCAAAUCAGCAUGGGCAAGAAGAUAGACCUGUCGGGCCUGACUGAGCAGGAGGCGGAGCAUGUCCUGGAAGUGGUGCAGCGGGACAUGAAGCUGCGUAAGAAGGAGGAGGAGAGACUCAGCGACAUGAAGCAGGAGCUGGACGAGGAAGGCAGCCGCUGCUCCCUGCUGUCCAGGCAGCAGCUCUUUAACCGGCGCUGCUGCAUGCGCUGCUUCUCGCCGUUCAACUUUCUGCUGAAGCGUAAGCGGCCGUGCGGGGACUGCGGCUUCAACGUGUGCCCGGCGUGCAGCAGCUACUGCGAGGAGGAGCGCGCCUGGCUCUGCAGCGCGUGCAACAAGAGCAGGUUCCUGAGGACGCAGUCUCUGGAGUGGUACUACUGUAAUGUGAGGAGGCGCUUCAAGCGCUUCGGGGGAGCCAAGGUGCUGAAGACGCUCUACAGGAAAUUCACUGCGGACCAGCACCCGCCGUCGGAGCUGUCAGGGGCCAAUGCCUAUGAAGAAAGCAUGGGCAACGAGGGGAGCGUCAGUGAUCUGACGUUCUACAAACAAAGCGAAGAGUACAGCAUAUCCGAGACGCUGCACGUUGCCCUGCGAGUGGCUGAAGAGGCGGUAGAAGACUCCAUCACCAGAGCUGAGGAGCACUGUGACAGCCUGAAGAGAAAUGAAGCUCAUUACCUGCGAGAAAACAAGGAGGAGCUGAUUGAGGAACUGGCCACGUCCAUUGUGCAGAAGAUCAUACACCGCAGGAGAAAGCUGGAGCUGCCCGCUCAGGACGGCGAGGGCGCCUCCCCUCCCCCAUCCCUGUCCCAGCAGAGCACUCUGCCCUCGCAGGCCCGCCUGAAAGCCGCCCAGUCCCUCUGGAGGUCACGGUCGGCCUUCUCCCUGACGAGCGCCGGCGAGGAGGCCCCUGACGGGGACCCGGGGCCCGACGACUGGGGCUGGGCGCGGAUGGCUGUCAGGGACUACAGCUCGCUGAAGAGAGACACGGGCACCUCCCUGGCCAGCUGGAAGAGUGUCGACCAGCUGGACAACUCCAGCAUGUCGUCAGUGCUGCAAAGCCCCGAUGGAAACUGGAUUGCCCUGCAGAGUAAACAGCGCCCCCGCCUGCUGACUAAGUGUAAGAGCAUGGUGUUCAGCGCCCUGGAGCAGGAGUCCGGGGCCGUGUCAGCCUACGACGACAUGGGCUCGGGCAGCGAGGGUGACGGAGCAAGUGGCGCCGCCCUGCAGGAGAUCCGCAAGAAGGUGCUGCAGCGGGAGCCCGAGUGGACCGACGCGGUCGACCCACACUCGGGCCCCACCCCGCCGGGCUCGCUCGCAGACCUGGACACCUCCACCCAGGGCAGCCCCCCCAAGUCUAGCAAGCAGCUGAUGUCAAGCCUGCGGAGGAAGGUCCGACAGCAUCGGUCACCUCGCCCCCUAGAGGCAUCUGGGAGUACGCCCGUGGACUGCAGCGGCAAGCCGGAGGAUGGGCAGGGUGAUCGGGUCAGGAGGUCUCGCAGGCACAAGAAGAGCAGACGGGAGGCUGGGGAUCAGGUGGAGCACUCGUCUUCUGCCCCGGAAUACAGCAACUUCCUAGUCAGCGCCUUCAAGAGGAAGAGCAAGAAGAAAGAAAGCACAGCUCCCGUGAGCCAAUCAGCUCUUCAGCCCGUGCCUGGUGAUGCUGUGAUCUCUGACACCUUGGAUACCGUAACCGUGUCCCCUGGCGCUGGCGGCUUUGAGCCCGUGGCCGUGGGGGAGGCAGUUAAGACACCAGCAAGAGAGACUUCGGGACGUAGAUCCGGCCAGUCGGAGGGGUUUGGUGGAAUGGAAGAGACAGAGAUCAAGAUGAAUGUCGGGGGUCAACAACGAGACCAAAAGAGACAGGUAAUGGAUGCGGGAGAGAAGAUUGUGGAGAGAUUUGUCCAUAAGGAGGGAACAGAAGCUGGGGAGCCAAGGAUGGUGGAGGAGAGCCGGGUCGAGGUAAUGGAUGAAGGAGUUCUGAAGAAAUACCAAGAGAUGAGUGUAGAUAGGGAUGAGUCAACUGAGUACUGGAAAUUAGUGACAGGAGGAGGGAGAGAAGCUAUCAGGAAGACCAACGUUGAGGUAGAUCCGCAAAGAGGAAGUCAGAGAGAUGCUGAGGGAACGGAGAAGGCUGAUGGGGAGAGACAGGGGGAGGUGGAGACUGGCAGACUGGGGGCAUCAGAAGAUGAGAAACGCGUCGCCGUAGAGUCAGAAAAAGGCGGAGAAACAAAAAGGCUGUUUCAGGUUAAAGAAAAGGCAGCUAAGCUCAGGGUGGCAGAUGGAGGGAGACAGACUGGGAAGGAGGAAGAGCGACCUGGAACAACAAGGGAUGGGAAAGACCUUCAAACUGAAGCUGAAAGACGUAUGGAACUAGAGGAUCGUGAACCAGAGGAAGAAGUCGGAUGGGAGGCAAAGAGGCACUCAGAAUUAGAGGAAAGCAGGAGAGCUGAGCUGCUGGCCGAAGGAAACAUGGAGUCUGAAGACGAAGAAGAAGGCCGACCUGAAAGUGAACAUCUAGCGGGGAGUGUGGCAGAGCGUGAGGGACAAGGUGCUGGGAAGCUCAAAGUGUUAGCAGGCAAAAAGGAAGAAGAAUCGCUAACCGAAGAGGAGGAACAGGGUCUCGAAACGGAGACAGCGAGACUGACCAAGAGAAGAGAGAGGCUAGGAAAGAAAGCUAGAAAAGACGAUGGGGAGGAGGUUGGACCCAUAGCGACCAUCGAGGAAGGAAGCCCCUCAGCCCUGGAUUACAUGUCUGCCGAGGAUAUCCGCAGAGAAGGACAGAACGGUUCGGACUUUGAGCAGGAGUGGCAGGCUCUGUCCUCCCUGUUACUGCAAAAGUACUCGGCCGCAUCGCUGUGCAGCAUAACCACCGAGGUGCUGAGGGUGCUGAAUGCUACGGAAGACCUACUCGAGGAGGUGGAGGGCAAGCCCCACCCCAUGGACACGCCCACCGACCCGCCCCAACCGGGCGGCACCGCCCCUGGACCUGCCAGCCAUGGGGACAUAAGGCUGGACGAGCAGCUUCUCAGCCUGGAGGAGAAUCAGACAUGGUACAGAGCCCUGGACAGCUUGCAUGCUCAGAAGAGUAAAGUCAAACAGGUGUACCUGGCCGCCGGGGCAGUGUUCAGGCUGGAGGGUGAGCUGCGUGAGCUGGAGGAGUGCGCACGCGACAUCGGCAGCGGCAGCACGGACGAGGAGCUGGCGCAGCUGGAGGAGCAGGUGGCGAGCGCGGCAGCGCAGGUACAGCAGUCAGACCUGCAGGUGUCUGGGAUCGCGGCGCGGAUCUCAGCUCUCAAGUCCGCCGGCCUGAACGUGGCCCACAGUGCACAGCAGCAGCAACAGCAGCCCAGCACCAGGCCACAGCCCAAGGCGGCGUCUCGCUUGCCGUUCACGCUGACCUUCGCAGGGGGGUCCUCUGCCCAGCCUCACACCAUCGACUCCACCCGGCAUCAGCGGAGGAAGCUGCCCACUCCCCCUCAAUGAGAGCUGGAAGCUAGGCCCUCCCCCAGCCAGUGCCUUUGACCCUGCGCACACCCUGGCUUCAAUUUCAGUAACCCCCCCCCCCAACACCUAGGGGAUGGAGGUCUCCUGCCUUAACUCCAGCUGCAGAUCCUACAGCCAGGAUACCAUCACAAGAACUUUUUAUACUGUAGGAAGAACCCCAUUCUCCUGUGUGUCGUUUAAAUGGUGUAGCAUGAACAGAUGAUUCAGAAUCAUAUUUUUAUCCACAAUAUCCAAAAAUGAAAUUUUGUUUUAUCCUGUUUUGUUAUAAUUCCCAUCGCAGUUGUUUUGAACAGAAAUUAAUAUGAAUAUGUUCAUUAAUAUGAAUAUGUCCCAUGAAAGUAAACCUAUCUUAGAAAA